UAUGUCAAUCAGUUAUUUGUAAUAAUAAAUGAUGGACGUUUGCGAGGUUAUAUUAUUAUUGAUCAGCUUUAAUUUCCUGGUUGCAGCACAAUAUUCGCGUCCGGAUGUGAGCAUGGUUACUAAAGAUGAUAGCGCAACGUGUACCUCAAAAUAUAGUUCAUGUGAAGUGAAAAUAGAUGACUCCUUUAGGAUACCAGGACCUGCAGGACCCAUGGGACCACAAGGACUCAUUGGACCGCCAGGUGAAAAAGGAGAGACGGGAUCGCGGGGAGCUGAUGGAGAGAAGGGACCAAAAGGAGACACAGGAAACCAAGGCAAAAAGGGGGACAUGGGAUAUCCAGGAGCAAAGGGGGAGACUGGCAGGAAAGGUGAAGUUGGACCGCCUGGGCAGAAUGGUUUACCUGGAACGUGUUACUGCGCGGAGCCAAUGGUGUUUGGACUAUCAGCAGAAUCAGAGGGUACAGACGAAAAUCCCCUGAAAGAAAUUUGUAAGACCAAGGGACUACCAAGCGGAAGUUACGUAGCGUUUCCAGGGGACCCCAUCCACAUCAGCUGUAAUGACACAAGUUAUUUGACAUGUGUAAUCUUUAGUGCGACAACUACACCUGUUUAUAAUCAUACGACUACAGAUAAACCUUUUUGGUUAAGUGAAAUCAGGACUCUUAACACCACUGAGUGGUACGGGCUAUCAAGAGAACACAUUCCGUGGCUACAAAAACAAUCAGUCCAUGGGAAGCAGACACUGAGGAUUUAUUACAAAAAUUUUCAACCCAAAUUCGGCCGUGAAGAUGCGACAAUAAGUCUACUAACGUGGAAUGACUUGAUUUUAAAACCAUAUCCUAGUGAGACAACGCCGAUUUUUUACACCAAGACUGAAAUGCCGGAGCCUUGCGAUCCAAUGACUCGAGACGAUUGUUAUGUGGAUGUGGAGCUCGUUUCCGAAACUGUUAAUAGACUGCCAAUUAUGGAUAUACGAAUCGACGAAGUACCUGGCAAAAACGUACAACUCAGGAUACAACAAAAAGAACUAUGUUUUGGUUAAAAUAAGAUUUAAUGUGGCGGUAACGUUAUACUAUAUUAUGUGCAACCUAGUAUGUAUUAAUAAAGUUGAGCAUUUGAUAA
Molecule: messenger RNA, 1122 nt
Organism: Manduca sexta (tobacco hornworm)
Lineage: Eukaryota; Metazoa; Arthropoda; Insecta; Lepidoptera; Sphingidae
Product: collagen alpha-1(III) chain
Exons: 13
Coding region: 29-1042 (337 amino acids)
Source: RefSeq, a predicted model, not a curated record